AUGGAACCCUUACAACUACGGGGACAAUGGAAUGCUGUCUACCUUAUGGUCGGAACGUCCGUUGGCCAUCGUGAUACUCUUUGCGAUGUCAACGCUUUUUGGAAUAAAAUUGAACUAAAUAGACAGCUACAGGAUCAAUCGCAGACCGCAGAGGUUGAAGCUACUAGUUCGUUGAUAAGUGUUUCCAAAAAAACCUUUGCAACAACAAUUAGAAACGUUCAUUCAGCUGUCGAAAAUGUUAACGACACAUUUACAUUGACAAUAACAGGAAAUCCCAAAACACGAUCAGCUGAAGAAGCUUCCCCUAUUGUUACACCUCCUCCCAACCUUCGCGAUCGCUCUCCUUCUCCAUCUUAUUACAACGGGAAUAAUUCUUUAAAUGAUUAUGAUGAAGAAUCAGCUGAGGUCUCCAGUGACUUUUUUUUUUAA
Molecule: messenger RNA, 429 nt
Organism: Paraglomus occultum
Lineage: Eukaryota; Fungi; Glomeromycota; Glomeromycetes; Paraglomerales; Paraglomeraceae
Source: the annotation of a GenBank genome assembly